Messenger RNA from Silurus meridionalis, 1198 nucleotides. RefSeq names its product endonuclease, polyU-specific 2 (gene endou2). Gene Ontology annotation, molecular function: RNA endonuclease activity. The transcript has 6 exons. Bases 120 to 1007 code for a protein of 295 amino acids. The record is from RefSeq and is a predicted model, not a curated record. Lineage: Eukaryota; Metazoa; Chordata; Actinopteri; Siluriformes; Siluridae.
CACUCUCUCAGCACUGCACACACUCUGAUCCCCGUGUGAGUCUGUGCUCAGUGUGUUGAGGUGAGUGUGUUUUGUUGAGUUUGUAGUUUGAGUUUCAGUAGAAAUGUGAACAGAGUGAAAUGUAUACUGAUGUUUCUGGAACACAGCUGUACACUAUGACUGAACAGGAUCCAGAUCUGACUGCUGUGGUCAAGGAGCUGUGGGACAGUGACAUCAAUCGCCUGAGACCCGGGACAGACUACCGCAUAUCCCUGCAAAAUAAAGCUGUUCAUCAGUCCAACUCCAGUGAUGAGAAGGACGCAGCCGGAGCUCCUUUAUUCACAUUCGUGGAUGAAACCAUUUUUAAAAAAGAUACAUUUUUGGCCUUUAUUUCACUUCUGGAUAAUUAUGAGAGUGAUACUGGUGUACCAGAGGUCGUGACCCCGGAGGAGGAAGCGGAGAAUCACAGGUUUUUGGAUGCCGUAAUGAAGACUCCUGUAAUGAAGAUUGUCCAUAAGUAUCUUAUAGAGAAGAGUCUUUCUCCACUCGACACGUCAGCGUUUAAGCAGCAGCUGCACCACAUCUGGUUCGAGCUGUAUGCCAGGAGAGGGUCCAGCAGACCAGACUCGUCAGGGUUCGAGCACGUCUUCGUAGGUGAAACACGAGGGGGACGAACCGUCAUCGGCUUCCACAACUGGAUUCAGUUAUACUUACAGGAGAAGCUCGGCCACAUUGACUACAAGGGCUACAGCGUGAAAGCCAGUUCCCCUGCACCUGAUGAGAAGAAACACCUUGUAGCUCUGCAGUUCUGCUGGAAGAACGGGAUCAAGCCCAAAGGGAGCAUCUUCAUGGGUGUGAGCCCCGAGUUUGAGUUCGCUCUGUACACCCUGUGCUUCAUCACUUCUCCUAACGAGCGUGUCAGAGUGUCCUUUAGUCUGUACGACAUAGAGAUCGUGUGCCAUCACUACAACCAGAAACACAUAGGAACAACGUACCCCGUCCUCAUCAGAUACCAGGAUGUACAAUAAGCAUGAACGACCUUGAGAGUCAAAGGUCAUGGGUUAUGCUCGUGCUUUUAUAUUUUACUCUUUAAAGCAAAUAAAAGCAAUAAAAACUGCAGGGUUUUAUAAACGUCGUGAUUUAUUAGAAUUAAAAGUGUGUGGAGAAGUACACUAAUUCUCUCUCUCACUCUCUCUCUCUCUCUCUCUCACACUCUCUC